GCUAGCUUCCUAGAUGCAUGGAUGCAUUAUUUCAUCGGGAAAUGAUUGAUUUCUGUAUUUACACAAGUUCAAAGUUUAAAAAAAAUUGCAGCACUUAUCAACCGACAAAUUUUAAGAACAGUAAAACAGCGUCCAUUGAUCUUUGAUCAAUAUGCCACCCAAAAAGCGCAUAAAAGUCCACCUGUUUCGCGCCCGGCCCUUAGUUUGUCAGUGAAGUGUCCGUGUCUGGUGAAAAAUUUGCGUCCCGCUUCGACGAGUCGACGCACGACGAAAAUGAAACUCGCGGCUGUGAUUUUGGUUGCUCUGGUAGCAACUCUUGCCCCCGGUAGGGCACUGCCAGCAUCAACCUUUGAACUGCAGACAGAUGUCGAAACAGUGGACGAUAAACAAGUGCAACCCGCGGAAAGCACGGAAGUGGCCGAUCAGGUCGAAGAUAAAGAUCAUGUAGUGAAUACUCUGGAAACGACCGAAAAGGAUGCGGAAUCUGGUGUUACAACCGCGGAAACAACGGAAACCGUAGGAACUACAUCUACGACCAAUGCAGGUACAAGUGAAGUUGCGGUCGUACGAUCUAGACGGGCUGUUACCUGUACCGAUAUCGUAGGAGUUAACGGGGAAACCGAAACAGUGUGUGACGAAGAUCAGGACACAGCUGCCAGUGAGCAACCUUCUGCGCGUAGCUACCAUAACCACCACGCAUAUGGCCAUCAUCAGGCAUACGGAUAUGGAUACAAACACGAGCCCAAGAAAUACGAACUAUAUCCAAAGCCUCACUAUGGGUAA
Aedes aegypti (yellow fever mosquito) is the source of this 783-nucleotide messenger RNA. RefSeq lists its product as uncharacterized. The transcript is spliced from 2 exons. The record is from RefSeq and is a predicted model, not a curated record. Lineage: Eukaryota; Metazoa; Arthropoda; Insecta; Diptera; Culicidae. Bases 274 to 783 code for a protein of 169 amino acids.